GGGACUGUGACCGCGGGUUCCGCCGCCGUGGGAGCCCUCUGAACCCUCCGUCCAGCGGCGGCAGCAGCGGCGGGGGCGACGGCGGGCCUCCGGCGCCACCGCAAUGCUGAGCUCCCGGGCUCAGGCGGCCAUGACCGCGGCCGACAGGGCCAUCCAGCGCUUCCUGCGGACGGGGGCGGCCGUCAGAUAUAAAGUCAUGAAGAACUGGGGAGUUCUGGGUGGAAUUGCCGCUGCUCUUGCAGCAGGAAUAUACGUUAUUUGGGGUCCCAUUACAGAAAGAAAGAAGCGUAGAAAAGGGCUUGUGCCUGGCCUUGUCAAUUUAGGAAACACCUGCUUCAUGAACUCCUUGCUUCAAGGCUUGUCUGCCUGCCCUGCUUUCAUCAAGUGGCUGGAAGAUUUUACCACCCAGUACACCAGGGAUCAGAAGGAGCCCCCUCCUCAACAAUAUUUGUCCUUGACACUGUUGCACCUCCUGAAAGCUUUGUCCUGCCAAGAAGUUACUGAUGAUGAGGUCUUGGAUGCAAGCUGCUUGUUGGAUGUCUUACGAAUGUACAGAUGGCAGAUCUCUUCGUUUGAAGAACAGGACGCUCACGAAUUAUUCCAUGUCAUUACCUCGUCGCUGGAAGAUGAGCGAGACCGCCAGCCACGGGUCACACAUUUGUUUGAUGUGCAUUCCCUGGAGCAGCAGUCAGAAAUAACUCCCAAACAAAUAACCUGCCGCACAAGAGGGUCACCUCACCCCACGUCCAAUCACUGGAAGUCUCAACAUCCUUUCCAUGGAAGACUCACUAGUAAUAUGGUCUGCAAACACUGUGAACACCAGAGUCCUGUUCGAUUUGAUACUUUUGAUAGCCUUUCACUAAGUAUUCCAGCUGCCACAUGGGGUCACCCACUGACCCUGGACCACUGCCUUCACCACUUCAUCUCGUCAGAAUCGGUGCGGGAUGUCGUAUGUGACAACUGUACAAAGAUUGAAGCAAAGGGAACCUUGAGUGGGGAAAAGGUGGAACACCAGAGGACCACUUUUGUUAAACAGUUAAAACUAGGGAAGCUCCCUCAGUGUCUCUGCAUCCACCUGCAGCGGCUGAGCUGGUCCAGCCACGGCACGCCCCUGAAGCGGCACGAGCACGUGCAGUUCAAUGAAUUCCUGAUGAUGGACAUCUACAAGUACCACCUCCUGGGACAUAAACCCAGUCAGCACAACCCUAAGCCGAACGAGAACCCAGGGCCUGCGUUGGAACUGCCGGAUGGGCCAGCAGCCCCCAAACCAGUUCUGAAUCAGCCAGGGGCCCCCAAAACACAAAUUUUUAUGAAUGGCGCCUGCUCCCCAUCAUUAUUGCCGUCCCUGCCAGCUCCGGUGCCCUUCCCGCUCCCAGUCGUUCCUGACUACAGCUCAUCCACAUACCUCUUCCGGCUGAUGGCAGUUGUCGUCCACCACGGAGACAUGCACUCCGGACACUUUGUCACUUACCGACGGUCCCCGCCUUCAGCCAAGAACCCUCUCUCAACCAGCAACCAGUGGCUGUGGGUCUCCGACGACGCUGUCCGCAAGGCCAGCUUGCAGGAGGUCCUGUCCUCCAGCGCGUACCUGCUGUUCUAUGAGCGCGUGCUCUCCAGGAUGCAUCACCAGAGUCAGGAGUACAAGUCUGAAGAAUGACCGUGCCCCAGCCCCUAAGCUAGAGCUGGUGGCACUGUCAAAACUGCCCAGGACAAAAGCAGAACUGUGCUGUGUGUGCGCAAGCAGCCCCAGUAGAGCCCUUCAGCUUUCCAGUGUGUUGUAAGAGCAAGCUCCACCCGGAGCCAGUGGCCCCCACGCAUACCAAGUCAGGCUCCCCGAAUAGCUCUGCUGGCGCGCACUGGGAGGGCGUCGUGGUGGGAAAGCAUCAUUAUGUCUAGAGCGCCUUUUUAUUCAUCUGAUCCAGGUAAUUACAAGAAAGCAGAUUCCGGAAGCCACCUUUUCCACAUUGUGAUAUGUCAGGUGUUCUCCGAGGGGAGUUACCUUUGUCUAAUCCUCUGACGUUUCAGCAUAGAUCUUUUAUUUUUAAUAAGCAGGCCCAUAAAAACUGUUGACAAGAAUUAGUGAAAUUACUAAAGGCAACAAUUUAGAAGAAAAAGUGCCUUUCACUUUUGAUUGCUUUGGUAGCACAUGCACUCUGAAACGGUCCUCCCAAGUUACUCAAAGGGUAGCAAAGGGACAGGUAAAAGACGCCUAAAGAACACCUCUGUCCCCUUUUUUGUAUGCCUUUUCUAAUCUUUGGAUUCUUUCUAUGUCGUAAAGGCUCAUCUGCCAAAUCUUUCCCCUGGGGAAAUUCUUUCACUACUUUGUCAGUUGUAAGUAAAUGCUUACUUGUUGCUAUUAUCUUUUGUAUACUGGGCUAAAAGAUGUAAUGAUAGACUAUUAUAAAACUCUAUGAAUAGCCAGAAUUGAGCAGUAUCCAUGCCAGACCUCUGAUUCCUCCGCUCUGUAGAAAACUGUUAUACAAGGAUCCACUGUGGACAGUUAUUAUCACCUAUUUAUUGCCCGUGCAGAGCUCUUAAGCUUUGCGAGUAGGAGCUUUGGGCUGUGCAAAAAGACAAUCCCUGCCUUGAGUGGGAAGCUGGUUUAGGAAGGAAGGGCACUGACAUCUUCUGGACCUCAAUUUCCUCAUUUGUAAAGGGAAAGGUUAGACUCGAUGACCUCCAAAAUCCAGCCCUUUGCACAAAAAGAAAGCAGCUUCUGACUUUAAAACUCAUAGCUACAGCUGACAUCUGCUAUUGUCAUUUUGUUAUCGGUCCAUAUUCUAAAUUUAUUCAUCAUUUCCAGUAGCCUAAGAGAGAGUACAUUGAGCAUCUUCUUCCCUCGUGAACGUAACCCAGGGCCAAAGGAAUUCUGAUGUCACAGUAGUCACCUACGUUUUAGCUAGAUUUUUAAUUCUAAAAAAAAAGGAUAGCAAAUUCAAACUCAGUAAGAUUUGGAAUCAGAUCUUUCCAAAAGGUCACCUGAGGUAAGGGUAAGAAUUGCGCUUCCUGUGCUGGGGGUGAGCUGGUGGACGCUUCCUGACAAUGCCUUGGCGUCAGCUCAAAGUGCAAGAAGCCCAGGUGACCGCCAUUGCACAGGGCCCAGGGCGCAUCCUGAGGACUCAGUAACUCUCGCUCCCAAUAGAAUAUACUGUGAAGGUUCUCCAGGCCACGGGCAUCAGUGGGAAAGGAGCAGCUUGAACCGUCUGAUCCAGUCAUCGCUGACCCGCUCAGACCUUGGCUUUGAUGCUGAAAUAAACACACCUGUUUUACCCAAGUCUGGUGGAAAAUGCCCAAUUGCACGACCUUAAAGUGCACUGCGAAGUUGUAGCUGUUCUGCCACUGCCUGCUCUUUGAAAUCUGCCAUUACAGAGACACAUGAAAGGGCAUAGGCCUUUGAACGUGUGGUGUAAGCAGAUCUUUCUUUGGUCAGAGGCCAGGGUUUGAGCCAAGAUGGUAAAUGUGAAAAAUAUCUGUGCAAAGUCUCUUAACCUGACUUCUUAAAGCUGACUUCCUCAUUUUGUAAAUUAUUAGGCAUUAAGUAGCAGCCAAAUAAUCUGAUUUCUAGUAUUAAAUUAUUUACAAAGUAAGCUUCUUUUUGAGAAAACCUAAGUUAGACUAGUAGUUUAUGCCAUAAUAACUGCUGAUUUAUGUAUUUGCUAAAGGUACUUUUGUAUCUGCUGUGUAUUAUAGCAAUAAAAGAAUCAUUUUGUUAG
This is a messenger RNA of Propithecus coquereli (Coquerel's sifaka), 3713 nucleotides long. RefSeq names its product ubiquitin specific peptidase 30 (gene USP30). Gene Ontology annotation, molecular function: cysteine-type deubiquitinase activity; cysteine-type endopeptidase activity. Gene Ontology annotation, cellular component: nucleus; cytosol. Bases 104 to 1657 code for a protein of 517 amino acids. Lineage: Eukaryota; Metazoa; Chordata; Mammalia; Primates; Indriidae. Gene Ontology annotation, biological process: protein deubiquitination. The record is from RefSeq and is a predicted model, not a curated record. The transcript has 13 exons.